AUUCAGAGAAACGUCAAAUUUCACACUCGCGUGCAUUCUGUGUUUUGAAUUGAUUUGCGUAACACCAUAAAAUCUGGAAAUAUUCACCGAUUCUAUUGAAAAAUAUGAGUUUCUUGGUAAGAAAAACAAUUUUAAACACCUGUCGUGCCAUCGUGUUACGUCACGCAUCAACCAAGGCCACAGCAGCUUCUAAAUCCGCCAUAGAAAAAUGGGAUAUCUACGCGGGAGUGCUUGUAGAGCGCCUUCCGGUGAUCACCAAAACCUUAUCUCCUAUUGAAGCCAAUUUCAAGAGUAUGCUGGAUCAAAUCGAGUUUGAAAACAGUCUCAAAUCCAAUCACGAAAUUCGAAAGGAGAUGGAGAAACGACAGGCCGAACUUUUAAAGGCCGGAAAGAUCGAUUUGGACUCGGAAGCGCUGAAGCAAACCGCCCAAGAUUUGGAGGAUGCUUACAAUGAUGAAUUCAGCAAGUUCAAACCUGCCUCAAGGAUCACGGAAGCCGAUAAGGCAAACGAUUUGAAAUCGUUGAACAGAAAACUGGAGGAAACGCUCGUUUUGCUCACAGAACAGAAGCUUGGCGACAAGAAAUACUUUCUACUUCCUCAGGGAAAGCACUCGGCAAGCGAAUCGUUACGGCAAACGGCCGAGCGUGUUUUGAAAGAAAACGUAGGAGAGGCUCUUAAAGUGACAUUCUAUGGAAAUGCUCCAGUAGGGUUCUAUAAGUACAAAUACCCAAACGCAACUCGGCAGGAAGCUGUUGGAGCGAAAGUAUUCUUUUUCCGAUGUGUCCUUAAUUCGGGUAGCCAAAACGUGACGGAGAAAAAGGCCAAUUUCCAAUGGUUGGAUCAGUCUGAAUUGGAGAAAACUUUAAAACAACCUUAUUACCACAGCGUAUCGCAAUUUCUCUUGUAGCUCAACAAUGUUGAAUAAAAACUGAUAAAAUUCUA
Molecule: messenger RNA, 943 nt
Organism: Aedes aegypti (yellow fever mosquito)
Lineage: Eukaryota; Metazoa; Arthropoda; Insecta; Diptera; Culicidae
Gene: mRpL46
Product: 39S ribosomal protein L46, mitochondrial
Exons: 2
Coding region: 105-908 (267 amino acids)
Cellular component (GO): mitochondrial large ribosomal subunit
Molecular function (GO): structural constituent of ribosome
Source: RefSeq, a predicted model, not a curated record